CCUCUGAUUACGUACCGGAAGCCAUGGCUGCUGAGCUUGUGGGUGGAGCAUUUCUCUCUGCCGCUGUUCAAGUUGCUUUUCAAAGGCUGGCGUCUUCUGACAUCACAAACUAUUUUCAAUCAAGAAAGCUCAAGGAUAGCUUGUUCAGCAAAAUUGAAAUCACUCUCAUUUCAUUGAAUCAAGUGCUUGAUGAUGCAGAAGCAAGGCAAUACACAAAGCCCAAUAUCAAGAAGUGGCUUCAUGAGCUCAAACAUGUUGUGUAUGUGGCCGAUGAACUCUUAGAUGAGAUUGCUACUGAGGCAACCAGGUUGAAGUUCGAAGCUGAGAAUGAAACUGCUACCAGUAAGGAUGUUCUGGGAUUGAAGGAAGGUUCCUGUGGUGGUAGUGAAGUUCGAAUUAGGAAAGUCUUCAACAGAUUGCCAACUACAUCUUUGGUGGCUGAUGAGUCCGGCAUAUAUGGUAGAGAUGGUGAUAAAGAAAAAAUGAUUGAGCUUUUGCUUAAUGAUGAUUUGAGUAGGAACCAAGUUUCUGUGAUUUCUAUAGUGGGUGUGGGUGGUUUAGGUAAGACUACCCUUGCUCAAUUAGUGUACAGCAACAAUAGGGUGGAGAAUCAGUUUCAACUCAAAGCUUGGGUGUGUAUUUCAGAAGAAUUUGAUGUUGUUAGAAUUACUCAAACAAUUCUUUCUGCACUUGGAUGCUUAGUAACUGCAUAUGAAGACCUUAAUCAGCUUCAGUUGAAAUUGAAAGAGAAAUUGGUGGGGAAGAAAUUUUUGCUGGUGCUUGAUGAUGUUUGGAAUGAGCGCCAAUCUGAUUGGAAGCCUUUCAAGUUCCUUUUUUCUAUGGGACAUUAG
Messenger RNA from Prosopis cineraria, 851 nucleotides. RefSeq names its product putative disease resistance RPP13-like protein 1. The coding region runs from base 24 to 851 and encodes 275 amino acids. The transcript is spliced from 2 exons. Gene Ontology annotation, molecular function: ADP binding. NCBI's taxonomy places the organism in Eukaryota, Viridiplantae, Streptophyta, Magnoliopsida, Fabales, Fabaceae. The record is from RefSeq and is a predicted model, not a curated record. Gene Ontology annotation, biological process: defense response to other organism.